AUGAAGGAGUACUUUUGGAGGGAGAAAUGGAAUUUGGAGGGAGACGGUAAUACUGCCUACUUCCAUCGUGUCACUAAAAUCAAGCACAAGCUGAAGCCUAUCUCAUUGCUUAUGCACAAUGAUAGGGAUAUGAGCAUGGUGGAUGAUACCAUCCCUUUACUGGUUGAUGACAAUAUGAACGUCAUUCUCACGAAGUUGCCUUCUUUGGAUGAGAUUUCUUCUGUUGUUUUUAUUUUGAACAAAGAUGGUGCAUCGAGUCUGGAUGAUUUCAGGCGAUCACUUCUCACAGCUACUGUUUUGACUGGCCGAAGACGUCUUCUUAGCAUGAGGAUUCUUCAGUUAGUUUCUUCCAAUAGUUUGAACCUUAUCACCAGUUUGAAUAAUCUCAUAAUCCCUUCUCACAUCCUUUACACAAAUGAUGUUUUUAUUUUCUACAAAGUGGUCAAUUGUGGGAAAUCUUGCAUUUAUGGUGGUGCCAUGUCCAACUCUCGUCUCAAUAUUCUUGGCGCUCACUCGGGUUUCCAAAUUUGUCUUACUCCUUUCUUGUAUCUCUGGGUUCCGUUUUUCAAAGGUAGGAUGAAGCUAGUUAAAUCCACAAUCCUUGGGAUGCUUAAUCAUAACAUGGCUAUCUAUGCUUGUCCGUUUUUGUUCCUUUGUGAUAUUGAAAGGGCAGUGAGGAUGUUUUUUUGGAGUGGUGAAACUUCUAAAAACAAGUUGGUGAUCAUGGCGUGGAACAACAUUUGUAAGUCGAUUGCUGAAGGCAGACUUGGUAUUAGAUCUCUCUUCAAUUUAAAUGAAGUAUCAAAUUUGAAUCUUGCUUGGGAUCUUUGCAACUCUUCGGGCAGCUGGUUAGCUUACGAAUUCAAAAGAAAUAGAGGCACUACUUUGGAUUAUUGGAAAUGGAUAUGGAACAAGUUUAAUCCUCCUUGCUGGCCAGAUAUUUGGAGAUUUCUUGGAACAAUGUGUAUUAUUCAUAGUAAGGUCAUCUCUAAAGUAGCUACCAUCUUCACUCUCAACUCGAUUUGGAAGGCUCAAAAUCUAGUUAUAUUCAAUGAUACUUCUACUACUUUUUAUUCUUCUACUUUUUUUACUAUGGUUGUUGUUUCCGUUGCCGAUAAUUCCAUUGUUGUUGGUCCUCAUCUUUCUUUACAUGAUUUUGAGAUCCUUAAAAGGUUUAAGGUGACUAUCCGUCCGUCUCAUGCAUCGAAUAUUUUGGAGUUUUUUUGGCAGCCCCCUCCAAGGAAUUGGAUAAAGUUUAAUUAUGAUGGUGCCUCCAAAUCCCCUUCUGGAUCUUUGGCUUAUGGGGUCAUUUCUAGAGACAAUGGUGGUUCUUUUUAG
Vicia faba (fava bean) is the source of this 1338-nucleotide messenger RNA. NCBI's taxonomy places the organism in Eukaryota, Viridiplantae, Streptophyta, Magnoliopsida, Fabales, Fabaceae. The record is from the annotation of a GenBank genome assembly.